CUAAACGUCAGAAAGAAGAAGACAGCGCGGCGGUUCCGUGUUUGAAACCCCGAAGACAAGAUAGUCGGCGACAGUUCUGUUGGUGCUGUUCUGUUUUAACUAACAAGGAGAAAAUACAUUUCUCCAUAUUAAGCAUAGGAUGACAGAUGGGAAACCGUGUAAGGUGUGCAACUACACUCGACAGAAGUCAUAUGGGUUGGCAGUUCCCUCCCUGGAUGAACUGAAGGUAAAAGGAAGUCAGUUUCUUGGCUUCAGCCCCAGUGAAGAGGUCAGAGUGGUCCUUGAAGAUGAUGGCACGAUAGUAGAGGAUCAGGGAUAUUUUUUGUGUUUACCCUUAAACACAAAGUUCAUGCUUCUGCAUGAGAAAGAGACAUGGUAUCCUGUCCGAAGAAUGGACGGCGGCACAGCCUGGAUGGCCAGAGACUCAGUGGUUCUGGAGACUGAUACUGUUGACACUGCAGCACCUUGGUGGGACCUGGCUCAGCAGCUGAGGCAGGACCUCACAAGCAUCAUCCUCAUGUCUGACGCAGACUUACAGACCUUAGUGGAUUCUCCAUGCCCUGAGCUAGCCUCUGCUCUGAGCUUCCCAGAGAAGAGGACUGCUGACCUCCAGCAGACGCUGCAGACGGUUUUGGACCGACGAGAGGAGGAGAGGCAGUCCAAGGAGUUGCUACAGCUCUACCUCCAAACAGUGGAGAAAGAGGAUGGACAGCAGGGAGAGCCUAGCCAGAAAGGGGCUGGAGAUGUGGACAUGACGGAUGUAAUGGAGUUGGACUCAGGUUCAGGAUUCAUGUACAGGACACUGAUGGUGCUAAAAGGCAAAACAAGCCCAGAAACCAGACUCUCCACUGAAGACCUGCAGAUGGUAGUGAACAGAGGGGUGGACUCUAUGGUUCCAGUACUGGGCUGGGACAGAACGAGGACAUCUGCCCUGCUGCAAGCCUGUGAAGCUGAGCUGACCAAGCGUCUCCAGCAGGUUCAGGCCGUGCAGUCGAUCAGGAGCAACACCCAGCCAGACAGCAGCCAGCAGGUGGACGAGAAGAGCUCGAAGGAGAGUGUUGAAACUCCAGCCGGAGGCGACUAGGCACCUGAGCAGAGACAGAUAAAGGACACUACCUGCCUCAGGGUCAGUAGAAUGGGAUUGUCCCUGUGUUACUGAUCAUAUACAUAAUGCUGGGAUUUAUGAAUGUCAAUGAUGUUGACAUUUCAAACACUUUGUUCAACUUGCAAACCACUUGAACGCCUCAACAGGGAGCAGGGUGAUUUGCAUACGUUAUGUUUUUCAAAGACAUGUUUGUGUUACCCACUGGCACCAACUUUCUAAUGGAUUCUACUCUGAUCAAGUCAACAAACUGAAAAAUAAUUUAUGACAAUAAUAUACAUUUAAACUUGAAGCAAUAAUUCAAAACUUUAGGAAAUAUGCCUACUUUUUUUUUUGCUGUAAUUUAGUCGAGACAAUUGAUGACAAUCUCAGAACUCUCUCUUCAAUAUGAAGCAGGAGUAGCAGCCUGCAAUAUUAGCUUAGCACGCUUGAAAUCUGCCUAUCAGCGACCGCAUUUCUUAUUGUAGUCUCUGCUUCAACCUCAACAGUGUGACUAGACUCCAGGAUUUCUGGAUAACAAAUAGUCCUGUACAAAACCUUCAGUUUAAAAACAAAAGACAAGACACAACAUAUUCAAUUAUGAACGUUAAGUGUUCUAACUGGCAGAUAUUAAUGUCUUGUAGAUAAUUAAAUCUUGUGCUGCUAUCUUGAACUCCAUAUUUAGUAGACUGCUACAGAGGUGGUAUCAAUCAGCAAAAUGUGAAAUGAUUGCUUUAAAAUGGUACAGUUGAAGCAGUAUUAUUGUUUACAUCAUGCAAGCCCUUAAACACUACCAAUUUAGACAGAAGAUUAGCACUGUUUUUGUUAACAUGAAGCUGAAAACAAGACAGCUUUAGACCUGCUCUUUUUGUAAAGUUUCUGGAGAACUUUUGUUGUGAAUUGGCGUUGUACGAAUAAAGAUUGACUGUCUGAAGUAGGAAGAUUACUCUAAACAAAACAUACUUUAUAUCUUUUGGAAAUCACAUUCAAUACUUUUUUUUACUAAGGGAUGAUUUGGGAUUUUAAGCAGUGUGUUUUUAUUUUUAAUCAGCUGACAACCAAACUGAUCCACAUACAGUAACAUGCAUGCUGUAUGUAAUCCUCCAAAGUGAGUCAUGCAAAAAGAGAAAACUCUUAUGCUACCAUGCCAUAGCAUUUCACUUAUUGAGUCUUUUUACACUUACCUCAAUGUGACAUUUGUCAUUCUCAUUUUAUACCACACUUCAUGUGCAUCGUACAGCAAUAAGCUAGGGUGAGUGUUUAAAGAAACUGCGGGCCAAAGUAAAUGAACAGAUAAAAUAUAAAUGUAUCAGUAUGAUCAAUAUAAGAUCAUGCAUGGUUGUGUUUUUAUUCAGUGUGAGACAGCCGACAGCAGCAAUCACAAACAUACAGAUAACAUCAUCUCAAUAUUUCUUUGCAUGGUAUAUAUGCAAGUUCUGACGAGGACCAAAGAGAUUACAGUAAAAAAUAAAAAUAAAAAUAAAAGUUUUCAUGAGUUAAUGUGAAUUCCAUAAUCAUUCCAACAAUAAAGAGGCUGGAUAA
Labrus bergylta (ballan wrasse) is the source of this 2623-nucleotide messenger RNA. RefSeq names its product DNA fragmentation factor, alpha polypeptide (gene dffa). The record is from RefSeq and is a predicted model, not a curated record. NCBI's taxonomy places the organism in Eukaryota, Metazoa, Chordata, Actinopteri, Labriformes, Labridae. Gene Ontology annotation, biological process: apoptotic process; regulation of apoptotic process.